This is a messenger RNA of Blepharisma stoltei, 1965 nucleotides long. The record is from the annotation of a GenBank genome assembly. Lineage: Eukaryota; Ciliophora; Heterotrichea; Heterotrichida; Blepharismidae.
AUGGAAAAUUUAGCCCAAGAGCGUAAAGGGAUUGAUUUCAGCGUAAAAGACCUUACAAACCUGAUAUACGGCCCUAAUAUACCAAAAAUCAUAGAAAGGUGGAAUAUUCUGGCAAAUGACCCAGUCACCAAGAACACGCCUGACCUUUAUUGGCUUUCAAGGAAACAAUCAUUAAAUAAAGCCUACCAAAAAGUGAAAUUUGUAUUGGACAAGUGAAAAGUCUAUGAUGAAAAACAUGAAGAAAUCAUAUGGGACAUGUUUAAACACAUAGGCCCUACACCAUUUGAUACUCAUUUCACGAUGUUUCGGCUUGCAAUUCAAGCAUUAGGAAGUCCUAAGCAGCGCUACAAGUGGCUGAAAUUAAUUAAAGAAAAUAAAGUCAUAGGGUGUUAUGCACAAACUGAAAUAGGGCAUGGGUCUGAUGUGAGGAAUAUAGAAACGACAGCUGUUUAUGAUAAAUCGACACAAGAGUUUAUAAUAAAUUCGCCUACAGUAUCAGCGUCGAAAUUUUGGAUUGGAUCGUUAGGACUGACAGCGAACCAUUGUGUGGUCUUUGCAAAGCUGAUUAGUGAUGGGAAUAAUUAUGGAGUCCAUCCUUUUAUAGUCCAAAUAAGGUCAAUGGAGUCACACCACCCAUUAAAAGGCAUCACUUUAGGCGAUAUUGGGCCGAAAUUAGGCUGGGGAAGAGUUGAUAAUGGAUUUUUGCAGCUUCACUCUGUAAGAGUCCCUAUGGAAAAUUUGCUAUCAAAAUAUGGAAGAAUUAGAAGGGAUGGGACUUAUUAUUCCCCGCCGUUUGCAAAUAUGAGGUUUUUUGUUAUGAUGGAGAUCAGAGUUGGGAUUAUAAGAGACUGCUCAAGACACCUAGCCAAAGCACUUAUAAUAGCUGCAAGGUAUUGUUUUAAUAACACAGAAAAUCUAGAUUCAGAUGGCAAACCUAUGAAAAUAAUUGACUAUCAAGGGUAUCAAUAUUCUUUAAUUCCUGCAAUCGCGAAUUGUUAUGCAAUUUAUUUGACGAGUCAUAAGGUAAAACAAAUGAACAUUAAUAUGUUGCUAAAGCUCAGAGCAGGAGAUCUAAGCUACGUCAAAGAAAUGCAUAGCAUAGCGUCUGGGCUGAAAUCAUUAUUUACUUCACAGACGCUUAAAGAUAUAGAAAAAUGCAGAGAAGCUUUAGGGAUGCAUGGGUAUUCAUUACUAUCAGGACUUCCUACCAUUUAUCUCGAUUUUUCUCCAUCAGUCACGUAUGAAGGCGACAAUACAGUCUUAAUGCUCCAGUGUGCUUCAUUUUUACUAAAAGCUAUAAAAGGCUUAAAAGCAGGCCAAAAAUUGCGUGAUUCUUUGCAGUAUUUAAACUACAUAGACAUUUAUAUGAAACAUACCUGCAAAGUAAAAUCAUUAAGAGACCUCGCCAAUGUGCUAUCAUUUGAAGAAUUUUUGAGGGUCAGAUCUUGCUACGUCGCGAAAAGGACUUCAGAAAGGUUUGCAAGAGAAAUGGAUGAAGGGUUCCCAUUUAUUGAAAUUUUCUACGAAAGAGCUCAAUCAGACCUAAUUGAGAUGGCUAAGGCCCAUUUAGUGCUUUUUGUGUUUUUGCAGUUUAAAGAUGCAGCGAUGACCCAAAAAGGAAAAACCAAAAAAGUGCUAUUGAAAUUAUGCGAGCUAUAUGCAGCUAUUUAUAUUAAAGAAGGAAUAGCUGAAUAUUAUGAAUGCGGGUUUUUUACUAAUGGGAAACCUGAAGAAAUUUUAGAUGAAAAAAUAGAAGUCCUGCUGAGUGAGCUAAGAUAUGCGGUAAUUGGACUAACUGAUGCAUUUGGGUAUACAGAUAAUGCGCUUAACUCAGCAUUUGCAGGAGACAAAGACGGAUUAGAGACUCUACAAAACUGGGCUGAAAAAUCUACUUUUAAUACAGAAAAGGCGUUAAAGAACUUCAAAUCAAUGGUGCAGCCUAACUUUAUUGAGCCAAAAUUAUAG